Messenger RNA from Anguilla anguilla (European eel), 4194 nucleotides. RefSeq names its product ubiquitin specific peptidase 33 (gene usp33). The record is from RefSeq and is a predicted model, not a curated record. The coding region runs from base 257 to 2965 and encodes 902 amino acids. Gene Ontology annotation, molecular function: zinc ion binding; cysteine-type deubiquitinase activity. Gene Ontology annotation, biological process: protein deubiquitination. NCBI's taxonomy places the organism in Eukaryota, Metazoa, Chordata, Actinopteri, Anguilliformes, Anguillidae. The transcript has 24 exons.
CCGGAAGAAGCUGUCUCGUAGCAUCACAGGGCGGAGCGGGCCAACCUGGAAGCUGAGUAGUGCUUUGGUCGCGUUCUGUCGUUGGAAAUUAAGAGCGUUUUUAAAAAUGUAGCUGAAGGGUAUAUUGAAGACGUCUGAUCGGAUAAACGAAUAACAACCGAGAGAAAAGGGUUUAACAACAUCGUUACAUCUUCAUUUCAUAAGUGACCCCUGGUAGAGCAGAAGGCCCAGCCGAGAGCAGACCAGAGCAGGGGAGAUGUCUCCAGCGGGGGCCAACGGCGACUGUCCUCACCUGGAGUGCGUGGGUGAGAUCACCAAGGAGGAGCUCAUCCAGAAGUCUCAUGGCCAGUGCCUGGACUGUAAAGUCAGUGGACCAAACUUGUGGGCUUGUUUGGAGAACGGCUGCGCGUAUGUGGGCUGUGGGGAGUCCCAUGCUGACCACAGCACUGUCCACUCUCAGGACACACGACACAACUUGACGGUGAACCUCACCACGCUGCGGGUGUGGUGCUAUGCCUGUGGAAAAGAGGUCUUCCUGGACCGAAAGCUGGGCCCUCGAUCCCCGCCCCCCGCCAGCAAACCGCACUCCCCGCUGCAGCCCGCUGCCCAGGACGCCAAGGCCCCCGGGAGCCCCGCCGCGCUCCGGGCCCCCCCCGCGGCCGCCUUCGAUGACCUGGACAUGGAGAUGGAGGAGGAGGACGAGUUCCGCACGCGAGGCCUGACGGGACUGAAGAACAUCGGGAACACGUGCUACAUGAACGCAGCCCUGCAGGCCCUGUCCAACUGCCCACCCCUGACCCAGUUUUUCAUAGACUGCGGGGGCCUGGUGCGGACGGACAAGAAGCCGGCCCUCUGCAAGAGCUAUCAGAAGCUGGUGUCCGACCUCUGGCACAAGAACAGGCCCGGCUACGUCGUCCCCACAAAUCUGUUCCAGGGCAUAAAAGCGGUCAACCCGAUGUUCCGCGGAUACUCCCAGCAGGAUUCCCAGGAGUUCUUGCGCUGCCUGAUGGACCAGCUGCACGAGGAACUGAAGGAGCCGGUGGUGGAGCCCGAAGACCAUUCGCACGCCAUCACCAUCGAUGACACCGUGGAGGACGACAAGAGCCAGUCGGAUAACGACUUCCAGUCGUGCGAGUCGUGCGGCAGCAGCGACCGGGCGGACAGCGAGGCCCCGCGGGCCCAGGACGACGCCAACGAGGCGGACAUGCUGAUCCCGGACGAGGCCCAGGCCAACCGCGACUGGCAGAAGGAGAAGAACCUCAUCAACAACCUGUACCGCGCCGGCUCCAACCAGGACCUGGACAAGGACAUCGACACGGCCGCCGAGCCCACCCCCGUCAUCAGCAGCCAGGGGGCCGUCAAGGUGCAGAUCCAGAGCCGGCUGUCAGACUGCUACCCCGACGUCCAGGUCACCAGCACCUCCAGGCCGCACAGCCCCACCCCCAACGACGGGAUGAUCUCCAAAAUGUCCAGCAGCCCCCCCAAAACCAUCCCCAGCUGGCCCGGCAUCAGCUCCUCUCACAAGAAAGUGACCACGUUCGCACCGGCCAAGAACAAGGUGCAGAGGAGGUACCGCAGCGUGAUCUCGGACCUGUUCGACGGCACCAUCAUCAGCUCCGUGCAGUGCCUGACGUGCGACCGGGUGUCCGUUACCCUGGAGACCUUCCAGGACAUCUCGCUGCCCAUCCCGGGCAAGGAGGACCUGGCCAAGCUGCACUCCUCCUCCCACCCGACCGCUCUGGUGAAGGCGGGGUCCUGCGGCGAGGCCUACGCCCCCCAGGGCUGGAUCGCCUUCGUCAUGGAGUACAUCAAGAGCUGGUUUUGGGGCCCUGUGGUCACACUGCAGGACUGCCUGGCUGCUUUCUUUGCCCGAGAUGAGCUGAAGGGGGAUAACAUGUACAGCUGUGAGAAAUGCAAGAAGUUGCGGAAUGGAGUUAAGUUCUGCAAAGUGCAGUCCCUCCCAGAGAUCCUCUGCAUUCACUUGAAGAGGUUCAGACACGAGCUCAUGUUCUCCACCAAGAUCGGCACCCACGUCUCCUUCCCCCUGAGCGGCCUCGACCUGCAGCCCUUCCUGGCCAAGGAUAGCUCCGCCCAGACCACCAGCUACGACCUGCUGUCCGUCAUCUGUCACCAUGGCACCGCCAGCAGCGGCCAUUACAUCGCGUACUGCAGGAACGACCUCAACAACCUGUGGUACGAGUUUGAUGACCAGAGCGUGACCGAGGUGCCCGAGUCCUGCGUUCAGAAUGCAGAGGCCUACGUUCUCUUCUACAAGAAGAGCAAGGAGGACGCUCAGAAGGAGAGGCGCCGGGUCUCCAGCCUGCUCAACAUGAUGGAGCCCAGCCUGCUGCAGUUCUACAUCUCCCGCCAGUGGCUCAACAAGUUCAAGACCUUCGCCGAGCCCGGCCCCAUCUCCAACCACGACUUCCUGUGCCCUCACGGAGGUGUCCCACCACACAAAGCCGCGUACAUCGACGACCUGGUGCUGAUGCUCCCGCAGAACGUGUGGGACCACCUGUACAGCAGGUACGGCGGAGGGCCGGCUGUCAAUCAUCUCUACAUUUGUCACACCUGCCAGACGGAGAUCGAGAAGCUGGAGAAGAGACGGAAGGUGGAGCUGGACAUGUUUGUUCGGCUGAACAAGGCCUUCCAGGAGGAGGAGUCCCCAGCGGUCAUCUACUGCAUCAGCAUGCAGUGGUUCCGCGAGUGGGAGGCCUUCGUCAAGGGCAAGGACAACGAUCCCCCUGGACCAAUUGAUAACACGAAGAUUGCGAUCAACAAGAACGGGCAUCUGACGCUCAAACAAGGGGCGGAUUCGGGACAGAUCUCCGAGGAAACGUGGAACUUUUUGCAUUCGAUCCACGGGGGCGGCCCGGUGGUGACCGUUCGCCCCAGCGUCGGGCACCAGGAACCGGAGGCCUCCCAGGCAGAAGAGAAGGUGGAGGUGGAGACCCGCUCGAUUUAAGGCCCUACCCCCAGCUGAAAAUAAGAACGGAUUCCCUUUUAUUUUGCACUUGACUAUUUAUAAUGCAUCUGAGCAACAAGUACCCACCCUCACAGUUUAAAUGGCACAGUUUUGACAACUGAUGGAAGGCAUAAAACAGAUCACACAUGAAGAACUUUGUACAUAUAUUAAAUUUGUGUUGACUGAGGACCACAAAAAAUGUCCCAUGAAUUUUAUUUUCUUGCGUGCAGCUGAAGAUGUUACUGAAAGAGGUGUUGUUCUUUUGCUGACCAAAAUGGAGCAAAUGUCAACAUGUGUAAUUACAGAACAUAUUAAAGAAUAACAAUACAUGUUAGACAUUGUAGGGGUGAUCAUCAUACCCAUUCAAUAAAAUUGUCCUUGUGAAUGGUUAAAAAACCUGUUGUUUUUCUCAACAAUGUCUCAAACUCAAAAGGUUAUCAAGGGAUAUUAAGUACUAGGUAGUCUCAGGAAGGGUUCUUAUUUUGCACUGUACUGUAGACUUAAAAGCAGCAUGCUCACAAGACUGAUGCCUGAUUCACUUUUGAAUGUACCAGUACUAAAAAAAAAAAAAGUUUGUUGAGUCCCUCCGUUCGUUCUGUUAUUUAUCCCAGAAGGGUGAGAUUUAAUAUGUUGUUUAUAGAUUUUUUUUGUAGGAAUGUUUGGCAACCAGUGAACCUAUGGAAAGCAUGCUUAGAAGGAAGCUGUACACACGUGAGAGAGGUGAAUUUAAACAAGACCCUUACUUCCAGGAUUUAGUGGGUCUUACACUGAUUUGCAUGUAAAUGCAGCUAGCUUACAAAAUGUACUCCUCAGCAAACGUGUAACUGUCUUGUCUGUGAAACUAUAUGUAUGUUAUACAUAAUGACCUGUCCAGAUACAACCAAUUUCAUCAUUGCUAUCAAGUUAAGGCAUUUUAUGUAUAUGGGCAUGAUGUCUCUUCAGUGUUCAGAGGUGGUAAAGACAAUGUGAUGAAUGUUAUAACUGUAAUGGGAAAAAAACGCAAGUGAAUGCUUCAUAAAUGAUAAGUACAAUUUGUUCUGUUUUAGCUGGCUGACACUGUUAAACCUUAACCAGAUCUGAAAAUGUUUUUUUAAGUGUGACCAAACAAAAUUAAUAUGCUUUUUUCAAAUAAUUGUAUACCUGAAAUCUCGGUUGAAUCCUGGAAUACCUUGUGCAAGUAUGAGGUGUGAUGACUCUUCUGUUGCAAAUAAAUUACUGGAACCAUCUAA